AGACCUGGGGCGCCAUUGGCCCCUACCCCCAGGAAGCAAGCUGGUGGCUUAUCCUUGCUGCCCAACGAGAGCCAAACGUUCUUUCCUGGGAAAGCCAAGCACACACUUGCAAGGGAAAAGUUCUGUCCAUGCUUGCUGGGAAGUUCUUCUAUGAUCUGACCUUAACCCCGCGAGCUGCCUUAUCUACCACCCCAAGCCAGUCCUGGCAGCUCUGGAGGACCAGGGACAUGUUUCGAAUAUUUUUUAUUUUUCAUGAUAUAUACUAAGCAUUUACAUGCCAAGCACUGCUUAAGAAUAUGACAUGUGUUAACUCAUAAUCUUUAUAUAUCCAGCUGUAUGAGAAACGUAGGCACCACUGUAACCCUGUUUCCUGGGGAGGCAGCAGAGAUGUGUUGAGAUUUUCCAGUCUCAUUGCCAGGAAGUAGCAGAGAGCCCCAGCCCUCAAUACUCAGCCCUGCACACACUUCCACUGAAGCAAGAUGGGAGAAGGUAUGUGAAACCCACCUGCACGUGGGUCUGGGGGAGAGGUGGGGAAGCUAAAAUAGAGGGACUGGGAGGGUCUGCCCACAGUGCCCUUCCCAGUUCCCAGAGGACGACUUCCAUGCUGGGAGCAAGUUUGCUCUAUGUUGGACUCUAAGGUUUUUACAUUCAACAAUUCUGAGUUUUUCAGACAAGGCACGUAGGGGCUAAUUGUCCAAGGUCACUCACAUAGUACAUGGGGAAACUGGGAUUUGAACCAAGGCAGUCUGGCCAUGGCUGAGGCACAGAGAGGGGUGGUGAAUGGCCCGGGGCAACACAGUCACAACCCCAGAGCUAGUUGCUGCUGGCUCCCUUCUGGCACUUGACUCCUAGCCAACUGGGGGGCGGAGCAGAGGUGGAGCUAGGGAGACCCAGGUGGCCUCUCUGAAAACCAGACUACAGGCGGCAGAGUGGCCUGGAGCAGCAUGAAGCAGAGCUGGGGACCAGAGCUGCUCAUCCUGGGAGCAGUGGUUCUCAUGGAGGGUCUUCAAGCAGCUCAGCACGGUAAGCUUUGGGGAUAUGCGGCCAGGCCUUCCUUAGGUCUGGCUUGGGCCUGUGAUGAGGGAAGGACAGAGACCUUCUGUCAUUCUGAUCCACCCCUCUCCACAGUAUGUGGGCAGCGUGGCCCUGGCCCCCCCGAGCCUCAGGAGGGCAUCACAGCACCUGGUGAGUGGCCCUGGCAAGCCAGUGUGAGGAGGCAGGGGGUCCACAUCUGCAGCGGAUCCCUAGUGGCAGAUACCUGGGUCCUCACUGCUGCCCACUGCUUUGAAAAGGCAGCAGUGACAGAACUGAACUCCUGGUCAGUUGUCCUGGGUUCUCUGCAACGUGAGGGGCUGAGCCCAGGGGCCGAGGAGGUGGGGGUGACCGCCCUGCAGCUGCCGAGGGCCUAUAACCACUACAGCCAAGGCUCAGACCUGGCCCUGCUCCGACUCGCCCACCCCAUGGCCCGCACACCCCUCUGCUUGCCUCAGUCUACCCAUCGCUUUCCUUUUGGGACCUCCUGCUGGGCUACUGGCUGGGAUCAGGACACCAAUGAUGCUCCCAGGACUCUACGGAAUCUGCGCCUGCGUCUAAUCAGCCGCCCCACGUGUAACUGUCUCUACAACCGGCUGCACCAGCGGCUGCUGGCCAGCCCAGCUCGGCCUGGGAUGCUGUGUGGGGGCGCCCAGCCUGGGGUGCAGGGGCCCUGUCAGGGAGAUUCUGGGGGCCCAGUGCUGUGCCGUGAGCCUGAUGGACAUUGGGUUCAGGCUGGGAUCAUCAGCUUUGCAUCAAGCUGUGCCCAAGAAGACACUCCUGUGCUGCUGACCAACAUGGCUGCUCACAGCUCCUGGCUGCAGGCUCGAGCUCAGGGGGCAGCCUUCCUGUCCCAGAACCCAGAGACCCCAGAGAUCAGUGAUGAGGACAGCUGUGUAGCCUGUGGAUCCUUGAGGAGAGGAGGUCCCCAGGCAGGAGCCCCCUCCCCAUGGCCCUGGGAUGCCAGGCUGAAGCACCAGGGGAAGCUGGCCUGUGGUGGAGCCCUGGUGUCAGAGGAGGUAGUGCUGACUGCUGCCCACUGCUUCAUUGGGCGCCAGACCCCAGAGGAAUGGAGCAUAGGGCUGGGGACCGGACCAGAGGAACGGGGCCUGAAGCAGCUCAUCCUACAUGGGGCUUAUACCCACCCAGAGGGGGGCUACGAUGUGGCACUCCUGCUGCUGGACCAACCUGUGACACUGGGCCCCAGCCUUCGGCCCCUCUGCCUGCCAUAUGCCGACCACCACCUGCCUGAUGGGGAACAUGGCUGGGUCCUGGGGCUGCCCCGCCAAGAAGCAGGUGCCAGCUCCCCUCAGACAGUGCCUGUGACCCUCUUGGGACCCAGGGCCUGCAGCCGGCUGCAUACAGCUCUUGGGAGCGACAGUAUCCCCAUUCUGCCAGGAAUGGUGUGUACCAGUGUUGUGGGUGAGCCGCCCCACUGUGAGGGCCUGUCCGGGGCACCACUGGUGCACGAGGUGAGGGGCACAUGGUUCCUGGCUGGGCUACACAGCUUUGGAGAUGCCUGCCAAGGCCCUGCAAGGCCUGCAGUCUUCGCGGCACUUCCCGCCUAUGAGAACUGGGUCAGCAGUUUGGAUUGGCAGGUCUAUUUUGCUGAGGAGCCAGAGCCCGAGGCAGAGACUGGAAGCUGCUUGGCUAACAUGAGCAAACCAGCUGGCUGUUGACAGGUGGCUCUGGGAUGCUGCAGACGCAGUGAGACAAUUCCUGCAUCACUGCCCCUGUACCUCCCCCAUUCCCUCCACCCACGCAUGAUUCCAGGCACUGGGGCAGGCCCAGCAGCCCCGUGGGCUCUGGGAAGGAGCAUGCCUGGACCAGCAACUGCCCUUACUCCCCACCCUGCAGGCCAGGGAGAUGUCGCCUGUGGAUGCUUCCCUACACCCAGCUCCGCCGUCCGAUGCAGGCGUCCCCAGCCUUCCCUAGUCUUCCUCCCCUCAGAUAUGAUCACACCAGCCGCUUACUUUGAAAUUUUCUUUUUUGGGGGGGGAGCAAUUUUCCUUUUUUUUAAACUUAAAUAAAUUGUUACAAAAUAGA
Molecule: messenger RNA, 3078 nt
Organism: Felis catus (domestic cat)
Lineage: Eukaryota; Metazoa; Chordata; Mammalia; Carnivora; Felidae
Gene: PRSS53
Product: serine protease 53
Exons: 11
Coding region: 945-2711 (588 amino acids)
Biological process (GO): proteolysis
Molecular function (GO): serine-type endopeptidase activity
Source: RefSeq, a predicted model, not a curated record